AAAGUUGUAUUACUGUACUUGCAAAUUUAUCCUCUGUUUUAGCUAAGUAUAUGAAAAAUAAAAAAAUUAAAGUUUACUGCCAUACUCUGUAUUCAUAGAUAGAGGAGUUUGAUACUAUAAUACUGACAUACGUUAAUUUUUCGUGUGUUUUCUUGAUUAUUUGAGAUUCUUGACCGACUUUAAUCAAAGAUGCAUUUCAGUCGUUGAAUAUUUUAAUUUUUUAUUGCUGAGCAAACUUUCUGAAUCUUGGUGGACAGAAGAAUCCUUACAAGAACACAUUGAUGUGUGGUUCUGUCUUUGUUGUUGGAUUUACUGGCUGAAUCUUUAGAUCGAAGUUUUUUGAGAUUUAAUGGCGGCAAUACUGGCUUCUCAUGGCUGUUAUUGCCGCGACCUUCAGUUUAUGGAUCAUGGAAAGGCAGCAGACUGUCUCAGUUUCUCAGGAUCAAUUUCUAGUGAUAAAUUCCAAAAUGUUGCGAGGCAAGAAUAUGGACUCCCUGCAGCUAAUAGGUUCUUAAGGUUUCAAGUUAAUGUGCGGCAAACGGAAUCAUCAGAGAAGUUGGGUACAAAUGGGCGAGCUGCUAAAAUGGUAUCAACGAAGGAAGUGAUGAGAAGCAAAAGCUCUUCUAUAAAUAUGGGAGAGAGAGUGAAUGGUUCGAAGCAAGUUGUUAAUGGAUACGGAGCAAGCCUGGUUAAAAGAAACACUGUUCCAGCUCUAGUUACACCGAAAAUCAAAGACUCUAAAGAUCUUCCAUUUACAGAGGAGCUGAAAGUUCUAACCUCAGAUGAAGGUUUCAGUUGGGCGAAUGAUAACUAUAAUUCCUUGCAAAGGACUAUAGACGUGUGGUCCUUCGUUCUUUCCCUUCGUGUCCGUAUUCUUUUCGACAGUGAAAAAUGGGCAUAUCUUGGAGGCUUCACAGAAGAUAAGCAAAAAAAUAGAAGGCAAAAAACUGCUUCAUGGUUGCGGGAAAAGGUACUGCAACUUGGGCCAACUUUUAUUAAACUUGGACAGUUAUCCUCAACAAGGUCUGAUCUUUUUCCGCGGGAGUAUGUUGAUGAGCUUGCUAAGUUACAGGAUAGAGUCCCCGCAUUUUCGCCCAAGAAAGCAAGAGAUUUCAUAGAAAAAGAAUUGGGAGCUCCAAUCGAUUUAUUAUUCAAGGAAUUUGAAGAUCGGCCAAUUGCUGCAGCUAGUCUUGGUCAGGUACAUCGUGCUGUUCUGCAUAAUGGAGAGAAAAUAGUUGUGAAAGUCCAAAGGCCUGGCCUGAAGAAACUUUUUGACAUCGAUUUACGAAAUUUGAAGCUAAUUGCUGAGUAUUUUCAAAGAAGUGAGACCUUCGGAGGUCCCACACGAGAUUGGAUUGGUAUAUAUGAAGAAUGUGCUACGAUUUUGUAUCAGGAAAUUGAUUACAUAAAUGAAGGAAAAAAUGCUGAUCGAUUCCGCCGGGAUUUUCGAAAUGUUAAGUGGGUCCGCGUACCUUUGGUAUUCUGGGAUUAUACUGCCACAAAAGUGUUGACACUGGAGUAUGUUCCAGGUGUCAAGAUCAACAAAUUGGAUAUGAUAGAUGCAAGGGGCUAUGAUCGUUCUCAAAUUUCUUCACGAGCAAUUGAGUCAUACUUGAUUCAGAUACUGAAAACUGGGUUCUUUCAUGCUGAUCCUCACCCUGGAAAUCUUGCAAUUGAUGUGGAUGGAGCACUCAUUUAUUAUGACUUUGGUAUGAUGGGAGAGAUAAAAUCUUUCACACGAGAAAGAUUGCUUGAUCUGUUCUAUGCAGUUUAUGAAAAAGAUGCAAAAAAGGUUAUGCAAAGUCUCAUAGAACUUGAAGCACUACAGCCCACAGGAGACAUGUCAUCAGUAAGGAGAUCUGUGCAGUUUUUCUUGGAUAAUUUAUUAAGUCAGACACCAGAUCAGGAGCAGACUUUGUCCACCAUUGGUGAGGAUUUAUUUGCAAUUGCAACAGAUCAGCCAUUCCGCUUUCCUUCCACCUUUACAUUCGUCAUAAGGGCAUUUUCAACACUUGAAGGAAUUGGUUACACGCUAGAUCCAGAAUUUUCUUUUGUGAAGAUUGCUGCUCCUUAUGCACAAGAACUAUUAGAUUUAAAAAAGAAUCAGCAAAAUGGAACACAACUUGUGGAGGAAAUAAGAAGACAAGCCAAUGAUGCCAGAACCUAUACCAUUUCCAUGCCAUACAGAAUCCAGCGUAUAGAGGAAUUUGUGAAACAACUUGAGUCAGGAGAUUUGAAACUCCGUGUCAGGGUACUAGAGUCUGAAAGAGCUGCUCGGAAAGCAACCAUACUUCAAAUGGCUACCAUCUAUACAGUUUUGGGUGGAACCUUGCUAAAUGUUGGGAUCACAUUCAGCAGCCAAGGUGGCCAAGUUAUCGCAAAUGGAUCUUUCCUCGGUGCUGGUGUUUUCUUGACAUUAUUGCUUAGGUCCAUGCAAAGGGUGAGGAAGCUCGAUAAAUUCGAGAAGAUGAUCUAGUUCCAAAGCAACCAAUAGUUUUUCCUUUAUUCUAAAUCUCAAUCUCUCAAUUUCAAUUGUUAAGUUGUACAAUUUUUUAUGUGCAAAUGCAUGGCACAACCCAGGUACAGAGCAGGAUGCUUACAAGUUAUUGCCAUGUAAGUGCACCACAAUUAAAUGGGGAACCAUUUCCCCGCCACCCGAAUUUUAGAAACAUAAUCAAUGAUUCAAUACAGAAAUUAAAGAAAUGUAAAGAAAAAUAUCUGAAUAAAUUUUCAGGUUUGUUACAUCAAUCAUCAA
Nelumbo nucifera (sacred lotus) is the source of this 2755-nucleotide messenger RNA. The record is from RefSeq and is a predicted model, not a curated record. NCBI's taxonomy places the organism in Eukaryota, Viridiplantae, Streptophyta, Magnoliopsida, Proteales, Nelumbonaceae.